AUGGCCUCCGACUCGGAUGAUGCUGCCUCCUAUGCGGCAAUUGCCAAGGCCGCCACUUCCCCAGAGGACGUGGAAGAAGCUCUAGAGGCGGCGGAAGCUGCAGAGCAGCUCGCCCAGACCAACGGCGAUACUAAGGGUGAGGCCUGUGCUGCGCACACCAUCGCGCUUCUGAAGUUCCGGCUGGAGGACUUCGAGGAGGCUUUGGCCGCAGGGCAGCGAAGUUGCGGCCUCUUCCGAGAGCUAAAGUUGGAGCACCUGGAGGCCCGGGCUCGUGCAGGCCUUGCCGAUGCGGCUUUGAGGCGCCGCCCUCCGGCAGAGGCUGAGGGCAAGCGCUUCGUCGACGAGGCCAUGGACUUAGCCGAGGGGGCGCUUCAGACCUUCGAGAG
Molecule: messenger RNA, 386 nt
Organism: Symbiodinium necroappetens
Lineage: Eukaryota; Dinophyceae; Suessiales; Symbiodiniaceae
Source: the annotation of a GenBank genome assembly